Molecule: messenger RNA, 1738 nt
Organism: Carassius carassius (crucian carp)
Lineage: Eukaryota; Metazoa; Chordata; Actinopteri; Cypriniformes; Cyprinidae
Gene: dnajc30b
Product: DnaJ (Hsp40) homolog, subfamily C, member 30b
Exons: 1
Coding region: 25-663 (212 amino acids)
Source: RefSeq, a predicted model, not a curated record
GGUGUCUCCGGUUCCGCGGAGGUCAUGGCGGAGGUCAGCGGCCGCUUGAGGAGCGGAGCUCACAAACUCUCUGUCGUUAUCACACUGCGGAGAUCUUAUCAUCAUCUGUCAGCGGCGGACGAGUUCACGAUCGCUGCCGCUUCUGUCGGGACCCGGGGCUACAGCAGCGCGCCGCGCGAGCACCGGAGCCCCACCGCCUACUACGACAUCCUCCGGGUGUCACCGAGCGCCACUCCGCAGCAGAUCAAGAGCGCGUAUUACAGACAGUCCUUCAUCCACCACCCGGACCGGAACCGGAACUGCAGCGAGGACGCGGCGCGGCUCUUCGCGCUCGUCGCCGAGGCCUACAGCGUGCUCGGGGACAGCGGCCUCCGGAGGAAGUACGACCGUGGGAUCCUCCACAGGACCGACGUGCAGCGCGCCGGGAGACCGUCACCUUCACGCGCCCCUGACGCGAGCGCGCGCUUCGACUUCGACGCGUUCUAUCAGGCGCACUACGGCGAGCAGCUGCAGCGAGAGCAGCGCAUGAGACGCGCGCGGGAGCAGACGCGUCAGCAGCAGCAGCACGCACUCCGAGCCUGGACCCGGAUGAAGAUGAACGAGCUGACCGUGGGCUUCCUGCUGCUGCUCGGAGGAGGCCUGCUGCUCAGCCUCAGACACUGAACACACUCGAACUCCGCUCCGUGGUGUUUUUGAGGAAUAAAUACUAAACAACGAUGCUUCUUGAAUAGCAGUCGAGUGUUGUAUUUACAUUAUUAUUCACAUUUCCUGUCAAUGUGUAGACAAGAAGAAGGAGAAGUGCAGCAAACUGAUUGAUUAUUAUGAUUAAAGACUAAUACAAGUUUGUAGUACUGUACCAAUUUGCCCACUGAGACACUUUUGUGAAUCCUAGAAAAUUUAUCUGAUCCUGUGUCAAAACCUGUAGCUGAUUAAUGACCAUAGCUAUCAAAUAUGACCUACUAUGAGAUUAAUUUAUAAUAUACACUACCAGACAAAAAGUUUUUGAACAAUUAGAUAUUUUUUUUUUAUUCUGUGGCAGUAAAUCAUCAUAUUAUUCUGAUUUCUGAAGAUCAUGUGACACUGAAGACUGGAGGAAUGAUGCUGAAAAUACAGCGGAGCAUCACAGAAAUACAUUACACUUUAACACAGAAAACAGCAGUUUUAAAUAGUAAUAAUAUUUCACAAUAUUACUGCUUUUGCUGUACUUUGAAUCAAAUAAAUGCAGGCUUGGUGAGCAGAAGAGACUUCUUUAAAAAUCUUACGGUUCAAAAACAUGACUGGUCGUGUAAAUAAAAGAUAUUUAUUCAGCAUAUUUGUUGAUGUUCAUUUACAAUGCCAAUAAUUAGAACAAAAGAGCUCUAUAUAAAUGAAUGUUAUAUUUAUAUAUAAUAUACUAUAUCACGGGUUUCUGGUUUGUGCAGGAUGCCUUGUGUUAGUAUAAAAUGAUUUCUGAAAACAAACCUUUCUUCACACACGCACCAGACAGACUAAUGUCUGCUUUCACUGCAUUUAUAAUAAAAAGAUUUCUUUGUGCUUCUUCAUUUCCUUUAUUCACAGAAAUAUAAAGUUGAAUGUGAAGGUUGAUACAAAAUCCCAGAAUGAUCCAAACUCUUUCCUCUCUGUUAGUGUCAAGGAUUCAUGUACAAACAACUAGUGUGUUCAAUAAAACACCACGGGAGAGAUGCAUGGAUCUACACAUCUGUCAUUUUCAGUUAUUAAACGAUGAUGAUGAUGACGA